Cephus cinctus (wheat stem sawfly) is the source of this 2044-nucleotide messenger RNA. RefSeq names its product leucine-rich repeat-containing protein 15. The record is from RefSeq and is a predicted model, not a curated record. Gene Ontology annotation, molecular function: protein binding. Bases 311 to 1696 code for a protein of 461 amino acids. Gene Ontology annotation, cellular component: plasma membrane. The transcript has a single exon. Lineage: Eukaryota; Metazoa; Arthropoda; Insecta; Hymenoptera; Cephidae.
CCAAUCCACACGUUCCUCCUAAUAUACCCAGGUUAGGCGCAUCACUCGCGACCUAGUUUUAACUCAGCUAACAACGCGUGCGUAAAGGCGCGGUUAUUCCUGCAGCGAGAGUCAUGUUUUACAAAGUCAAAAGUCAGCCGUUCGUACGCAGAUAAAUACGCGUUGGGCAGACUCGUGUGUCAAGUGCAAUUUGCGCGUGGUGUGUGCAUAUCGCGAAUCGGCGUUGCCCGAUAAGGCCAUACGUGUAACGUAAGUCGUUGAUAAAAGAAGAUAAUAGCGCGGCAGGUCUGAAUCGUCAGUUAUCACUGCGAUGGCGAACGACACACCAGAUGUCGAUAUUCAGGACGGCAAGUUGCUCCGGGUCACGUGGCAGGGACUGUGCGAUUUACGUUUACAAAAUAAAAGGAUAACCUCGAUAUCGAAGUGCGUUUUUGAAAAGGCACCGAGUGACUUGGGCUGCAUCGACCUACGUGAUAACCGUCUCAAGGAAGUGCCAGACUUUGGAAAUGCUCGUAGCGCGAAUACCUUGCUCCUGUCCAGGAACGAGAUAGCCAGCAUCAGCAGGGAGUCCUUUGAGUCUCUGCCAAAUCUUCAGGAGAUAAGACUGACGAAAAAUUGUCUCGAGGAAUUGGGAAGUCGGAUCUUUGCUGAUCUUACUUAUCUCUACACACUGAACUUGUCUUACAAUGAUAUAUCGAGUAUAGCCAAUGACGCGUUCGCGGGUUUGCACUUUCUCAAACAUCUGGACCUAAGUCACAACAGCAUCCCUGCGCUUCCCGAUUACGUAUUCGCUGAUCUUAGGUCAUUGGAGACGCUUAUAUUGUCUUGCAACGUUAUUUCUGAGAUCAAUAAAAAUAACUUUCGCGCUCUCGAUCAGCUUCUCGAACUCGAUCUUCAUCUUAUCAGUAUCACGGAACUGCGCGACGAUAUUUUUAUUGAUUUAUGUAAUUUAAAGAAGCUCACGCUCUCGUGGGGAAAACUGUACACCAUAUCGUCAAAUGCAUUUUGCGGAUUGGAGAGUCUCGAAGUGUUGGAGCUGAACAGGAACCUCUUGACCGCUAUAUCCGGUGGUCUCUUUCGUCAUCUGACCAACCUCAAACGACUUGUAUUACCAUAUAACGACAUCACGGAUAUCGAUCAAACGGCUUUCGAGGGUUUGACGAGUCUAAGGGAAUUGAAUUUAAGUCGUAAUCAAAUAUCGUACCUGUCCGACGGUGUAUUCUCGAAAAUACCAACACUUACCCACCUCAAUCUCUCCUGGAAUCGACUAUCGGAUGUCCUGACACCUGAGAUCUUUCAGGGGUUAGAUAACUUGGAGGAGCUCGAACUCUGUCGUAAUGGCGUCGCUACCCUGGAAAAGGGAUUGUUCUCGAAGUUGCCAAAAUUAGUCACCUUGAAUCUAUCGAACAACUGUAUUGCUACCAUAGAGCCAGGUGCCUUCGACAAUCUGAAGAAUCUUAAGGAACUCAAACUCAGUUGGAACUAUCUCGAGACACUUCCUGAGGAUGGUUUUCAAGAUCUUUCGUCUCUGGAGAAACUCAGCCUCUCUUACAACAAGAUCGCUGACCUCACGCCCGAGAUGUUCGCAGGCAUAGCUAAUAUCAAGGAAUUAGACUUGUAUAAAAAUCGAUUAGAAAUGCUGCCCGAUGACGUAUCCCGUGUACUGAUUCAUUUGGAAAAAUUGAAAAUAACGUGAUUAAAGACAAAAGUGCGUAUUAACGUUUACCAGUGAAAGAAAUCAUUACCCAAGAGACAAUAGAGACUGAACCAUAUCUUCAUUAUGACAAAAAUAACAUUAAUUCGUAAUCGACUAAGACUCGCAUAUUUCCUCAUAUCGUACCGCCUGAUCAAAUCCAACGAAUCCCUUCAUCUUAAAAUUCCUCAAAGUCCAGCCUAAUCAGACUGUAUCAAGUACAAUUUAUCUUAAACAUCCGCAUAAGUCUAUAAGCCACGGUUAAUUAGUGUCGCCUGACCAAAAUAAUUUUUACGAAAAAAAAAAGGGAGAGAAAAAAAUAAAAAAUUAUGACAAUGAUUUUUAUUAAAA